Molecule: messenger RNA, 2657 nt
Organism: Notechis scutatus (mainland tiger snake)
Lineage: Eukaryota; Metazoa; Chordata; Lepidosauria; Squamata; Elapidae
Gene: NAPEPLD
Product: N-acyl phosphatidylethanolamine phospholipase D
Biological process (GO): N-acylphosphatidylethanolamine metabolic process; N-acylethanolamine metabolic process
Cellular component (GO): membrane-bounded organelle; cytoplasm
Molecular function (GO): zinc ion binding; N-acylphosphatidylethanolamine-specific phospholipase D activity
Source: RefSeq, a predicted model, not a curated record
AGGAACGAAGCCAGGCCGGGCGCGGUUCCGGGCGCUCCGAGAAGCUGCUCCGUGCCGGGCUCGCCGUCUGCAUGGGGAAGCGGCCCUGUCCGGCUCCCUCCUCGCUGCUCGGAGCGGCUGAGGCAGGCGAGGGGACCGCGGGGCAGAGGCGGCUUGACGGCGGGGCUCGGCCGGGCCGGGAGAAGCGCCGGAGGCCGCUUAUGGAGGACGAGGAGGAGGAGGAAGAAACGGCCGCCCUGCGGGAGCCCAGCCGAGAGAGUUUGUCACCAAAUGAAAUGGAUGAAGAACAGCCUUGCAAUUCCAACUUGAAAGAAGAAGUAAGAAAACGUCAGGAUUCAAAUCAAGGUUCCCGGGGCAGCAAUUCUUCCAGGAUGUCUAGAAAAAGCUUCCGAUUGGAUUAUCGACUGGAGGAAGACGUAACCAAGUCGAAGAAGGGUAAAGAUGGCAGGUUUAUGAACCCCUGGCCAACCUGGAAACCAGUAAGCUUCCCAAAUGUCUUGAAGUGGAUUUUUACAGAAAAGGACAACAGCAAAGUCCCCAGUUCAAAACAGGUGCUUGACAUGCACCUCCCGGUGUUGACACCUUAUUUUGUCCAAAACCCUGAACUGUUCGGAAAGACCGGAGUUGGUAUGCGAGUAACGUGGCUCGGACAUGCGUCGGUGUUGGUAGAAAUGGAUGAAGUCACCUUUAUUACCGACCCCAUCUUUAGCCAGCGGGCUUCCCCGGUGCAGUUUCUGGGCCCUAAACGUUUCCGAGGCCCUCCGUGCACCGUCAGCGAACUGCCCAAGAUAGACGCGGUGUUGAUCAGCCACGAUCAUUACGACCAUCUGGAUUACCUCACGGUUGUAAGUUUAAAUGCGCGUUUCGGCAGUGAGUUGCGGUGGUUCGUGCCGCUGGGCCUUUUAGACUGGAUGCAGAAAUAUGGCUGCGAGAAUGUCAUCGAACUGGAUUGGUGGGGAGAGAACUGCAUUCCUGGCCACGACGCCGUUACCUUUGUUUUCACUCCUGCUCAGCAUUGGUCCAAAAGGACCGCCACGGACGAAAACAAGGUUCUUUGGGGAAGCUGGUCGGUUCUGGGUCCCUGGAACAGGUUCUUUUUCGCGGGAGACACUGGCUACUGCGUCGCCUUUGAGGAAAUAGGGAAACGGUUUGGGCCGUUCGAUCUGGCAGCCAUUCCCAUCGGAGCCUACGAGCCAAGGUGGUUUAUGAAAUCCCAACAUGUGAACCCUGAAGAAUCAGUACAGAUCCACAUUGACGUACAAGCAAAAAAAUCCAUUGGGAUUCAUUGGGGAACUUUUGCUUUAGCCAACGAGUACUGCUUAGAUCCACCUGUGAAACUGAAGGAAGCUCUUGACAGACACAGAUUGCAAACGGAAGACUUCUUUGUUUUGAACCACGGAGAAUCACGAGAUUUAAAUAUUAAUGAUGACGGAUUUGAAUAGAAGCAGAAAAACUUCUUAUUAACCAUAACUGGGGUGGGUGGUGGGAAAUAAGAGUGAAUAUUUUUUUUUGUAAAACAAAAAUUAAAUAGGCUUUUGAAGAUUUCAGGCGUGCUUAAUUUUAACCACCUCUUUUAAAAAAUCUUGCAUAUCGAUUUGGUAACUUGAUUUUUGAUGGACAAAUUUCCGUGGAGAGCGUUAACCGAGCUACAAAUAACUUUUAAAUAAACAGGGAUUCUUUUAUUGGAACAGUAUAAAAUAACUGCUAAGAAUUAAUUUCCAACCAGACACUCUUUAACAGCAUGUGUUCAGUGCUUGAUGGAGCCUGGUUGCAUGUAAAAAUGAAUGUAAAUUUUAGUCCGACUACUAAUAUGCAAAUCAGUGCUGAUGAGACUUGCCUAAUACAGGUAUGUGUGGUGGUGGUAAGAAUUGUAGAAUCCUUCAGCCCUCUCCCAUUUAUUAACUAAUCCAGAGGGGAACAAAAAAAUUGUGCGUGAAGAUGCUGGGAUAAAAACACAAGGCUACCCAAAAACGACACCUUUGUAUUCAUAACCAGGUGUUGGAUUUAUACACGAAUUGAAAACCGUUCCUGGCAUGCCGUUGGGUUAACUCAGAAAUCACUAUUUUCUAUGCGUGUUUAACCAGACACGAACCCUACAUUAAAAGGCAGGCUGAAAGGCAUUUAGCAAUUUAUACCAUGGAUCAUUUUUUUGGAACACACAUUCCUACAGCAUGGCUGGUUUUUAAAAUAUUGAUGCAAACCUGACAAUAUUUUUAAAGUUUCACGUACAACCCAUAUACCAAGGGCCUUCAAAACUUGGCAAGUUUGAGACUUGUGGACUUCAACUCCCAGAAUUCCUGAGCUAACAUGACUCUGGGAGUUGAAGUCCACAAGUCUUAAAGCUGUCAAGUUUGAAGACCCCCUGCCGUAUACAGUAGUGAUUGUGGUGGAAUCUGUGUUUUGAACCCGGCACCUUUACAAUGGGCCAAGGACUUUUCAAACUCUCUCACCCAGAGGGUAUGCCAGGUGCCUUCGAAGCUGUUGAAUUGUAGGAUUUGAAAUGAGUCUUCCAACGUAAAGUUGCUGCUAAAGCACAUUUUAAGGAAAACCCAGAUUUUACCAAAUGCUUACACACACGUUUAACUUGCAAACACGGAAGCUUUGAUUUGAAACGAUCCAUUGAAACGUGCCUUUCCGAGAGUUUCUUAAUCUGGAAA